Molecule: messenger RNA, 2431 nt
Organism: Caenorhabditis angaria
Lineage: Eukaryota; Metazoa; Nematoda; Chromadorea; Rhabditida; Rhabditidae
Source: the annotation of a GenBank genome assembly
AUGCAAUUAUACAUUUCUUUACUGGUCGUGAAUCUCAUCGCUUUUUCGAAUCAGAAAAAUAUCAAAAAUGAGAAAUGUAGAACUUGUAAUUUUCUAAUCGCAACAUUUGAAGAGGUAAAUGUUUAAAAAUUAAAAUUAUUUUUCAAUAAAAAUUUUCCAGGGUCUCAAAAACACAGCUCGUAAUCAUUUUGCUGGCGGAGAUACUGCUUGGGAGGAGAAAAAUCUAGGAAAAUAUAAAACUAGUGAAACACGACUUAUUGAAGUGUUGGAAGGAGUUUGUAAAAAAUCGACGAUUUCUAAUAUAGAUAAAUUUCAUGGAAUAAGCGAUUUGGAGUUCAAAUGUGCAUCUUUGGUAGAAAAUUAUGAGGAACAAGUUGAAGAGUUUUAUUAUAAUCAUCAGAGUAAGAAUGCAUCGAUUUGGUUUUGUGUUGAGCAGCUGAAUUGUGAGUUUUUUUUGGGAUAAUUUUUAAAAAAAAUUGGAAAAUCUCAGUUUCUGUUUGAAUUUUGCAUCGGCAGUUUUUUUUAAAGUUUAUUUUUCUGGGUAAAUUUUUGGUGGUCCAAAGAAAAGCAAAUUUACUUUCUGAAUUUUUAUCUCCGAAUUGUUUUUCAAUUUUCAUUUUACCACAAAAUUGUUUCUUGGCAUCUUCAACAAUUAUUUUUGCAGUAUGUUGCCCUCACGGACAUUUCGGAAAAACUUGUGAAAAAUGUCCUGGCCUCGCUGAAGGUGCAGAUGCUUGCUUCGGAAAUGGAGCUUGUCACGGCGAUGGAAGUCGAGAAGGCAACGGAAAAUGCAAAUGUGAAGAUGGCUACUCAGGAAAUCUUUGUCGCCAUUGUGAAACUGAUUAUUAUGAGGAAAAGAAGAGGGAAACAUCGAUAAAUUGCAAAAGUGAGCCGAUUGAUUUUGAAUUGCAAAAAAAAAUAAUAGUAUGUUUUAGAAUGUCACGAAAGCUGUCAAGGCGGAUGCAAAGAUGAAACCCCUAAAUCAUGUAGCAAAUGUAAAAAUGGAUGGAUUUUGGAUGAGAAUCAAGAAUGUGUUGGUGAGUAAAUUGAUAUUUUUGUGGGCCAAGUUGGGAGUUUGGAAAAAUUUGAAUUUGGAUCAUCAAAAUAAUUUCUGAAGCCUGUCAAUUUCAAAUAAAAUUAAUUAGGAAUUGCUCAAGUAGCUUAGGAACAGUAUGAAAAUAUUUGUCUGAAAAUCACUAUUCUGGAAUUCGAAAACUUCUUAUUUCCCCUAAAUCUUUUACUGAUUUUUAUCAGAGUUUAGUUUCACAUCAAAUCAGAAGCUGAAAAUGUAGACCUAGACGAUUUUUUUCCCAGAAAAAAUGAUAAAGUUUUGUCAUUUUUUUUUCGAAAAACUAGUUUUUGAAUUUGAUUUUUUUAGAUUUCCCCAAAAAUAAUCAUCAAUCUCUGAUCUUCCAAAUCUCGAUUUUUCAGACGUGAAUGAAUGCGAAAACACUGAAACGUGCACAAAAUGCAGUGAAAAAUGUGUGAACGAAAUAGGCUCAUAUCGUUGCGAAUGUCUGGAAGGAUAUAAACGAGACGAACAACAAAAUUGUAUAUUAGAUGUUGAAGGUGAGCUAGCUGAUUGUGAAUUCUCCAAAAACAACUUCCUGUUUCAACAAAUUGUUUUGUUUGAGAAUGAUUUGUCACACACGCAAACUACUAGAAAAAAUAUUAGAAAAUUGUGUGUGCGUGGAAAAAUUAUAGAUCAGUGCCACGCGUAAUUGAUGAGAUAAUUAAUUUACCCGUGACGCACUCACGAGUGAAAUCUGAAGGGAUUUGGUUAGGAUGAGCAGCGUGAGGUAAAUAGUGUGUAGCAGGGAAAAAAGAAAAUGAGAUAGACUAACUACAGAACUAACCCCACAUUUUUCCACGUUGAAUGCUGAAUGAGAUCGAAAAAUCAAUUUUUGGACCUUGGCCAAAUUCAUAAACUUAGUAUGAAAAAUUUUUUUGGAACACCAAAUUUCUCUGAAUUUUCGAACCCGAUCUCUAAAUUGCUAAUUUAAUUUCAUCCCUCUUAUCCCCCCCUCUCACACAUAUUUCCCGGCACAUCUCAAUAAUUCUACAGCUUCACCUGCUGAUAUGCUCAUCCGCCCUGCUCAAUUUCUCCGUUUUGUCGCAAUGUCAGCUCUCGUCUUCAUUAUCACAUUUGUUGUCUGGUAUCGCUCAACACUUCUUUAUGUUCUUUGCGCACUCGCAACUAUCGCCCUAAUUCUAGUCGAUCUUUAUAUUAACCCUAACACAAUUCCCGAUGAAGCUAAGCGUAUUUUAGGCCAUUAGAAUAGUGUGUUAAAACUUGCUCAACAUUUUACGAGUAUAAUUUAAUAAACUUGUUUGUUCACUCAUUUUUCUUGCAGCUCAAAAAAAACUCGAUGAAAUUAAUUCUCAAAUUGAAGAAGACGAAGAUGAAGCUGAGGAAAAAGACGAGUUAUAA